UAAUUUCACAAAUAAACAAACCUGACUAGCCUACUUGUUCUUGUUUUGAUCUGUCCUGUCGUGUCGGCAAAUCUUAUCAGUGCUGAGUUGCAGAAAAUGCUUGUGAAUUCUACUCCAUGUUAAUGUAAUUAAAUUCAGCAAAAAUGGGAAAGAGUGUAGUAGUGUUUAUUCUUCUUUUUGUAGCUUUUGCUGGUGAAAUAUCCUGUUUGUCAGAAGAAAAUUGUUACUCUUAUGCUGGGGGCAAUAUCUACCCUCAUACAUCCGGCAGUUUCGGCACGAUAGAUCAUAAAUUGCAAUUUACUAAAGCUGUCAUAUCAAAGCCAGCUCCUCAUUGGGAAGGAACAGCUGUCAUAAAAGGAGAAUUGAAAGAGCUGAAACUCUCCGACUAUGCUGGAAAAUAUUUGGUGUUCUUUUUCUAUCCAUUGGAUUUUACGUUCGUAUGCCCGACCGAAAUCCUGGCGUUCAACGAUCGCAUUGAGGAGUUUCGAGCCCUGAACACCGAAGUGGUCGCCUGCUCAGUGGACUCGCACUUCACUCACCUCGCCUGGAUGAACACGCCUCGCAAGGACGGUGGCCUGGGACCAUUGAAAAUCCCUCUCCUGUCCGAUCUCACCCAUAAAAUAUCCAAAGAUUACGGUGUCUACUUGGAGGACCUCGGUCACACUUUGAGAGGGCUUUUUAUAAUCGACCAACGUGGCAUAUUGCGGCAGAUAACAAUGAACGACUUGCCAGUGGGUAGAAGCGUGGACGAAACUCUAAGACUGGUGCAGGCUUUUCAGUAUACAGACGCACAUGGCGAGGUGUGUCCAGCUGGUUGGAAGCCCGGUCAAGCUACUAUUAUCCCGGAUCCAAUCAAGAAGAAGCAGUUCUUUGACAAAAUGAUGGAGAAAGAUUUGUAAUCCAUGACCUAAGAGAACGUCAUCUGAAAUUGAUUUCAAAGGAUUUGUCCCCAUUCAAGAUGGACUGAUAAGCCCAAAAAAGUACAUUUCAGAAUGAAGAAAAGAGCAUUUAUUUAUUAAUACGGUACUGAUUUUACUUAAACAUCACGAUAAAAGACUGAUUUUCUUGAUCAACUAUUAUUAAUUUCCAUCUAUUUAUAAUGUACACUAUAGUAACAUUCUCCGAGAUAUCAGUGUAUUUUUAACAGGAAUAAAGCGUAGAAUAGAAUGUUUGAAUAGAAAUUAAAGGUGAUUCGAAUUAAUCGUGCUGGGAAUUGAAAGUAAUAAACAACUGUACCAAAUUUAUUGCCCACUUUCCACUGUUCAUUGUAAUGUUUCCAUGAAGCUAUUAGGGUUGUAUGUUAAUAUUAUUGUCUGGAACCGUGAUUGUGAAUAUUUAAUAGGCUUUACUGAAUGAGGUAUACGUUUUAUUGAUUAGAAUCGUCAUAAAUAUUAUUACGCUUAAGAUUUCUGAGAUUUCUCGCAUCUCACAUAAAAUCCUGUAGCCCAAAACUAAAGCUGCGCUCACACCAAAUCCUUAUAGAUUCUAUUUUGAUUAAACAUAUUUUAUCAUGCACAUGAUGAACAUAUGUGUUUGUCAAGUUCCGUUCAAUCUAAUAGAAUCUAUAAGGAUUAAGUUAUUAACAUUUUGUUGAUAACUUUUGUGUAAACGCAGCUUUAGUCUCCAUAAAAUUGAACAAAAUAAGUAAUAGAUUUGUUUAUUUGUCAUGAAUUUUGCAUCGCUCGUAUGCCAAACUAUACUUAUAUGUUUUAAAGUUUGUUAGGUACUUCAAUGUAAUGUGUAAACGUUUAUAUUUCUGUGAUAUCUCAGGUGUGACUUAUUUCUCCACAACAAAAAAGUAUCAAAAUAGGAUACUGUUCUUUUUCAUUCCUUUACAAGUAUUUUUCAAAAUUAUUUUGAUUGCUUUAAUAUGAUUAAUGAUAUUUUGUAAUAGAUUGAGCUCGAAAAAAGACACAAUAAUGGAUAGCUUUAGGUAUUUAAUAGGAAAACGAAGAAAAGGAAAAUUCAUGUACUGUGGAGUGAAAAGUAAAAUUAGUAAAUUGAUUGCAUCUUAGUUUGUAAUAAUUGUUUUCUAGAUAACUAGCUGUUCAAUUUUCGUGAAAAUUCCCAAUUAAUUUAUUAUGUUUAUUUUGUGUUAUCUGUAUAACUAUAAAAUAUUAAUAUUGUCUGCCUGUAUUUCAAAUAAUAAACGUUCAUUCUUUCAAAGCAUUA
Nilaparvata lugens (brown planthopper) is the source of this 2172-nucleotide messenger RNA. RefSeq names its product peroxiredoxin-4 (gene Prx4). Gene Ontology annotation, molecular function: thioredoxin peroxidase activity. Gene Ontology annotation, biological process: cell redox homeostasis; hydrogen peroxide catabolic process; response to oxidative stress. NCBI's taxonomy places the organism in Eukaryota, Metazoa, Arthropoda, Insecta, Hemiptera, Delphacidae. The transcript has 5 exons. Gene Ontology annotation, cellular component: cytosol; endoplasmic reticulum. Bases 144 to 899 code for a protein of 251 amino acids. The record is from RefSeq and is a predicted model, not a curated record.